Passer domesticus (house sparrow) is the source of this 3341-nucleotide messenger RNA. RefSeq names its product neuronal PAS domain-containing protein 4-like. Gene Ontology annotation, biological process: regulation of transcription by RNA polymerase II. The transcript has 8 exons. NCBI's taxonomy places the organism in Eukaryota, Metazoa, Chordata, Aves, Passeriformes, Passeridae. The coding region runs from base 1703 to 3001 and encodes 432 amino acids. Gene Ontology annotation, molecular function: RNA polymerase II transcription regulatory region sequence-specific DNA binding; DNA-binding transcription factor activity, RNA polymerase II-specific; protein dimerization activity. The record is from RefSeq and is a predicted model, not a curated record.
GGGAAGCUGGGCCCCCCCAGCAGCACUGCCUUGGGACACCUGCCUCCUGCCCAGAGCUGUGCUGUCCUGCAAGAGGACAGAAGGAAAAUGCUGUACAUCUCCUGGGCUGCCCUGCCUCAGGUAGGUGGAUGCUCUGUAGCUUCCUGCUUCAGGGCUGGAGGUGCAGGCAUCCCUGGGUGGCACAGAGGGCUGUGCUCAAGCCCUUUCCCACCAACGUGAGGCAUCUCAUGUGAAGAGGAGCUCCAGUGGCAACUGUAGUGGGCCUAGUGCAGAGAAAGCUAAGGAAGCACUCAGGGCUUUCCCUGGGAUGGAAAGUCACAGGGGCAGCUGAGAUGGUGGUGGCUGCAUGCCAGGAACCUGGGUGGCAGAGGGCCCAGGCUGUCUCCCCUGCCCUGAAGGCUGGCACACAGCCAGGGUCAAGUGCUCGUCCAGCAGCACAAGGUUGCAGAGGUGCCUGGGCUCCUCAGCCUGCAGGAGGUGGGCAGUGCAAGCACAGUGGAGCAGUCUGGAGCAGCGUGAGAGCAGUGAAACCCCCAUGGCAAGAGAACAGAAGGCCCCACAAUGGUGACAAGAGCUUGUUCUUCACACACUGGCAGCACCUCACUGUGAUAGGUGAUGAGCAUCACUGGCCUGGAGAGAAACAGGGUGUGCUGUGACAGCAGAUCUGGCUGAAGGGAGCAGCCCCAGCCUGGGCUCAUCCUUUGUGGUCCUUGGCACCUGCAGGUUACCAAGAGGACUUAGGUGAACAUCUACCACGUCUUGUCCAGUGGCUCCAACUCCCAUCCUCUAUCAGCUGCCUCAGCCACAGGCACUCUCUCCAAGCUGUGAAAUAAAUGGUGGAAUUUUUUUUCCUGUGCACUAAAGCACCAAGCUUACUCUCCUUGAGCACCCAGAGUCCCUGUGCUGGGUUGUGUGGUGCUGAGCACAGAGGUUCCUCAAUUCUGUCCAUGAAUGGCUGUCACUGGGAGGAAUCUCAGUCUCUGGGGCAUUGAGGGGAGACAACAGGGCCCAGAAAGGCUCAGCACCCCAUGCCAGCUGCCUCUAGGAGAGCAAACCUUUGUGGGGGAGAAGUCUCCUCUGGGAAGAAAAGUGGUUCAUCAGGGAGAGGGGUCACUGACACCCCACUCCUCUUAAAAGAGUUCUCUUGGGUUUAGGGGUGCUGUGGCUCUAUCCUGCCUUUGCCAGGAACUUACUGCAGGCCUGGGCACACUGCUCACCACCUUGGUCCUGGUCUCUGCAGUGUAUUUUCUUGGCUUAUCAGCUCCUUCUCCCAGCACCCAUGUCAGUCAUCAGAGCUGCUGGAGGGCAGACUAGACACAGGAUGUUCUGCAGGGCUGGCAGCAGCUGGGCAGAUGUGUGCCCCACAGGGAGAUCCCUGCUGCCUUUGUCACUGCCCCCUCCUGAGCGGCAGGUUUGCUUUAAAGACCCUGGCUUCCUUUUAUUACUUCCCCUCUCAAAUUUCAACUGGUUGCAAGGGCUAUUUUUAGCAGCCUGCCUUCUAAAAAUAGCCCCGAGCUGUUUGGAGUUGCGUCACAAGAGGUAAUUCUCGCCCGUGAGUGGCUUGGCCUCUGCACCCCAGGAGGCUACAAAAGGAGGCCAGGAGCAGCAGGGUCAGCAGGUUCAGCCACAGCCCGAGGCGAAGGAGCCAGCGGUUCCCUGCCAGCGGUUCCCUGCCAGCUGCAGCCACCCCAGCCCCAGCAGCAUGACCAUCUUCUGCAGCCACUGCCACCGGCCGCUGCAGGCAGAGAUGAGCUGCCUGCCCGCCAGGGCCAAGCAGGCGCCCGGCACCUCGAGGCCGUUCAGGUCAACCAAGAGUGCUUCCAAGGCUCGCCGAGAUCAGAUCAACGCGGAGCUGCAGGCGCUGCGCUCCCUGCUGCCCAUCUCUGCACAGGAGAAGGAGCGGCUCUCCUACCUGCACACCAUGGCCCUGGUGUGCCUCCGGCUGCGGGGGGCUCAGCUGUUCCCUCCAGGCUUGGCUCCUCCUACGGGACCGGCCCUUGGCACAGAACUACUCUCCCUGCUCCCGGGGUUUCUGCUUGUGCUCUCAGCAGACAGCAAGCUGGUCUACAUCUCAGAGAACGUGACUCAGGUCCUGGGCCUCUCCGUGGUGGAGCUGCUCGCCCAGGGGGACACGGUCUUUGACAUCCUGGAUGGGCGAGUGGGAGAGGAUGUGCACAAGAAACUCCUCCUUGCCCGGGAGGAGCCUGGCAGGGAAGUCACUUUUGUCAGCGAGAUGCGCACGUCCAAGGCCUUCCGGCUGCAGCACGGCGGGAAUCGGGUGGUGGCAGUGUGCGGGCGCUUUGUGGCCCUGCGCUGGCCACCCUCCCCCUCCACCACAGCCUUCCUGGCUCUCUGCACACCCCUUGUGCAGUCGCCCACAGAUGGCGAAGCUGCUUCCCAGGAUGAUGUAUUCCAGAGCAUGCAUCUGCUGGACAUGACAUUUAUUGAUGUCACCGAAAGUGUCACCUACCACCUAGGCUACCACCGGGAGGAGCUGGUCGGUCAGUCGUGGUACAGCCUCCUGCACCCUGAGGAUGCUGACCUGGCGGCUGCCCAGCACAGGGCCGUGGCGCUGGGGCCCGGGGCCGGGCCGGCAGCGGGGAGCGCCGUGCUGCGAGUGCUGCGCAAGGACCGCGCCUGGAGCUGGCUGCGCGUGUGGGCGCGGCGGGACGGCGGCUGCAUCACCUGCACCUGCCGCUGCCUCAGGGAGGAGGAGGCGGCCCACCUGCGCUCCCGGCAGCCCCGCGCUGCUGUCCCGCCCGCGGGCCGGGAUCUGGGCCGGCUGGCCGAGCAGCUCCGCGCCCUGGCCGACAGCCUCUCGCCGCCCGCCGCCGUGCCCUGCCGCUGGGCUCGUCCCCAGGGAGCCCAGGACGAUGCCUCUGCCUGCCUUGGGAACUCCCUGCUGCACCCUCCCCAGCUGCUUCGGUUUCCUUUCGAACAGAAGAUGGGGUGCAGCGUUCCAAGUGUGCUCUCGCAGGUGUCGAGCGCUCAGAGAUGCUGACACCCUGGGUCUGCUGGCUGUGCCUUUCCUAGUGCAGGCCACUGCGUGUAACCACACCGCCUUUCAGCCUGCUGCUCGCUUCUGGCAGCUGCAGCUGAUCCACUCGGAGGCCGCGGCAAACCCUCGUUCCAUACUCUUGGUGCUCGUGUGGGAAACUCUGGGCUGCGGUAAAUCCGGCAUCAGGGCACUCAGUCCAGCAGCGCAAGGGGAUCCUGCACUUAAAAACACUUAUUGACUGCUUAGUUGGAUAUCACCGCCGGGGCCUUUGUGUGCGUGACCCGUUCCGCAGGAAGGAAGGAUUUUUGCUAUUAAAAAAAAAAUAAAAAUAAAAUAUACAAUA